This is a messenger RNA of Budorcas taxicolor (takin), 871 nucleotides long. Its product is annotated as poly(A) polymerase alpha-like. The record is from RefSeq and is a predicted model, not a curated record. Gene Ontology annotation, molecular function: poly(A) RNA polymerase activity. NCBI's taxonomy places the organism in Eukaryota, Metazoa, Chordata, Mammalia, Artiodactyla, Bovidae. The coding region runs from base 2 to 859 and encodes 285 amino acids. The transcript has a single exon. Gene Ontology annotation, cellular component: nucleus.
GAUGCCGUUUCCAGUUACAACACAGGGAUCACAGCAAACACAGCCGCCACAGAAGCACUAUGGCAUUACUUCUCCCAUCAGCUUAGCGGCCCCCAAGGAGACUGACUGCCUACUCACACAGAAGCUAGUUGAGACUCUGAAGCCCUUUGGGGUUUUUGAAGAGGAAGAGGAACUGCAGCGCAGGAUUUUAAUUUUGGGAAAAUUUAAUAACCUGGUAAAAGAGUGGAUACGAGAAAUCAGUGAAAGCAAGAAUCUUCCACAGUCUGUAACUGAAAAUGUUGGUGGGAAAAUUUUUACAUUUGGAUCUUAUAGAUUAGGAGUACAUACAAAAGGUGCUGAUAUUGAUGCAUUGUGUGUUGCACCAAGACAUGUUGAUCGAAGUGAUUUUUUCACCUCAUUCUAUGAUAAGCUGAAAUUACAGGAAGAAGUAAAAGAUUUAAGAGCUGUUGAAGAGGCAUUUGUACCAGUUAUCAAACUGUGUUUUGAUGGGAUAGAGAUUGAUAUUUUGUUUGCAAGAUUAGCACUGCAGACUAUUCCAGAAGACUUGGAUUUAAGAGAUGACAGUCUGCUUAAAAACUUAGAUAUAAGAUGUAUAAGAAGUCUUAACGGUUGCAGGGUAACCGAUGAAAUUUUACAUCUAGUACCAAACAUUGACAACUUCAGGUUAACCCUGAGAGCUAUCAAACUGUGGGCCAAACGCCACAACAUCUAUUCCAAUAUAUUAGGUUUCCUCGGUGGUGUUUCCUGGGCUAUGCUAGUAGCAAGAACUUGCCAGCUUUAUCCAAAUGCAAUAGCAUCAACUCUUGUACAUAAAUUUUUCUUGGUAUUUUCUAAAUGGUAUGUGUUUAGAUUAUAUUAAAAUAAAAUUGAU